Molecule: messenger RNA, 843 nt
Organism: Lecanosticta acicola
Lineage: Eukaryota; Fungi; Ascomycota; Dothideomycetes; Mycosphaerellales; Mycosphaerellaceae
Source: the annotation of a GenBank genome assembly
AUGAAGCAGCCUGUCGAGUACAUCACCGACUUGAUUUCUGGAAAACAUCAGUCAAUCUUGUCGGAGGCGGUCGAGCGAGCGAAGGAGAUCAACGGUCUGCCGCCGCCAACAGUUGGUGGUGCGCCCCGUGGCAGUAGGAUUUUCUGGCUCCAAGAUAACGCCCACCACUGGAACAAGACAGCCAGCCCUCAUUUCUACCAAUUUCCAGACACCAUCCAAGGGCACGCCGACGCUUGGGAGUUUUUGGUUGCCCGCGCAGGAGAACGAGGAGAAAUCUUAGACCCAUCGGAGGGAGACCACGAAGAGAGAAGGAGGAAGGAUCCGUGGUGGAAUUUCUGGGCACGCCGAAAGACCACGAGACUCCAGCGCCACCUUCAGGAAACCAUACCACUGCAAGACCUAGAGGCACAGACACCGGCAGGCACUCGAGCUCAGACUCCGGGCCGGGAGUUCUUAAGCCGCGUGAACAGCUCAUCGUACCGCAUGAUCGAAGUAUCAGAAAGGAGACCUUCCAGUCUGUCGCCGAUUCCUUACGUAAUUCCAGUAACGGGUGAAGCAGGGCCGUCAGACUGGGUCCACCGGCAAGAGGAAGAGGCAAGAAAGCACCCGAGGGACCACUCUUCGAUCACGCUGGACAACGCCGAGGCCAUCUGCGCACCGCAACCAGACGCAGCAACAGAUUAUGAAGCUCAAAAGGCGAGAAGGGAAGCAAGGCACGACUCCAAGCAUUCUCCGGCAUCAUCGAAAGAUAUCGAGGCGGUCAGCUCCGAGCCGCGUGCGGAGCAGGAAGACGACACGGAAAUUUCUGAGCUCCAGGCUUCGGUAUAUGCGACGCUCACUUGA